Tupaia belangeri chinensis (Chinese tree shrew) is the source of this 1701-nucleotide messenger RNA. It is a transcript of the gene SLFNL1, whose product is annotated as schlafen like 1. The transcript is spliced from 6 exons. Lineage: Eukaryota; Metazoa; Chordata; Mammalia; Scandentia; Tupaiidae. The coding region runs from base 99 to 1292 and encodes 397 amino acids. The record is from RefSeq and is a predicted model, not a curated record.
GGGAAGAGCAACCAGCAGUGAGGAGUCCUGGAAUCCCUUGCAGGGGAGAGCCUUGACCCCCAGGAAGCAAAAAGUACAAACAGGUGUGGGAGCCCCCGAUGGAACCCCCGGGUGAGCAGCCCCCACCAAAGCCAGAGCUCUCCCCAAAAAAAGCCCUGUGUGAGGACUCCGACCUCGAGGCGGCUCCCAGCAUGCACACGCUCUAUGUAGGCCACCUGAACCCCCGGUUCUCAGUGCCCGUACUCACCUGCCUGCUGCGCGACACCCUGGACCGGCUCGAGCUGCCCGCGGCGCCGGGGCACACCAACGUGGUGCGGCGGCCGCGCAAUGCCUACGCGCUCGUGCAGGUGGCCACCCACAAGGCCACCCUGGCCUCCCUCCCCUGGCGCCUGCAGAUGGCCUCAGAGGAGGACCUCAUCUUCAAGGAGCUGGCAGCACAAGGGAAGGAGCUGGUGCUGGGUGAGGGCCGGGAGCCCCCAAACCACAGAGAGCAGGAGGACAGUGGCCCGAGCCCAGGCCCCAGCCCCAGCCACAGCCCGGGGCCCAGCCUCCUGCCAACCAACUGGCCUGCAGACGGCUCGCCUCGGCGGCAGCAGAAGAAGCAGCAGCAGCAGCAGCAGCAGCAGAGCAUCCCAAGCCGGCCCAGCGGUGUGCACUCUGACAGCGCCAUCGUGCACCAAGAGAUCCUGGGCCAAGAGCGGCUCUUCCAGGGCGCCUUCCUGGGCAGUGAGACGCGUGGCCUGGAGUUCAAGCGCGGCGGUGGCGAGUACCUGAGCCUGGCCUUCAAGCAUCACGUGCGGCGCUACGUGUGCGCCUUCCUCAACAGCGAGGGUGGCAGCCUGCUGGUGGGCGUGGAGGACAGCGGCCUGGUGCAGGGCAUCCGCUGCAGCCACCAUGACGAGGACCGCGCCCGCCUGCUGGUGGACUCCGUCCUGCAGGGCUUCAAGCCCCAGGUCUUCCCUGAUGCCUACACCCUCAGCUUCAUCCCUGUGGUCAGCACCGCCAUGACCAGCACCCCCCUCAAGGUGAUCCGCCUGACCGUGCACGCCCCCAAGGCCCAGGGCCAGCCGCAGCUCUACCAGACGGACCAGGGGGAAGUAUUCCUGCGGCGCGACGGGAGCAUCCAGGGCCCACUGUCAGCCAGCGCCAUCCAGGAGUGGUGCAGGCAGAAGUGGAUGGUGGAGCUGGCCAAGCUGGAGGAGCAGGUGAACACGCUGACAAUGGAGAAGGAGCAACUCCAGCAGCAGCUGCAGCGGCCCUGGCCCAUCUCCUGCACCUGCUGUGUCCUGUGAGGCCCCGGCCGGCGGGCGGUGCGGCGCUCCAGAGGACGCGGGGCUCUAGUGACACCGGUGGGCUGCUCAGAGGUGGAGGGGGGCUCUGGCUUCCUCUCUGUCAGCGCUGCGCACGGCUGGUCCCCAUGCUGCUUCAUCCUGAGCAGUCCGGGUCUGUGUAGCCAAGAACUGGCUCUCAGAAAGGACUUAUGAAAACUAGCCGGAGCGACCCUGGGCUAAGCCAGAAGAGCUCGUCCCUCUCCCUGGAAUGCCCGUUUUGCCCAGGCUGGGGUCUAGGACUGCAGCUGGCUAGGCAGUGCCAGGAAGGAAUCUCGUCUUGGGAGCCCCUCACAGACAGCAGCCAGCCUCCCCUCCUGGCCUGCAGGAACUUGGGACUGUCAAGGCUCCUUAAUAAACGCCAUGUACCUGG